Messenger RNA from Fundulus heteroclitus (mummichog), 2190 nucleotides. It is a transcript of the gene chrnb4, whose product is annotated as cholinergic receptor, nicotinic, beta 4 (neuronal). The transcript is spliced from 6 exons. The record is from RefSeq and is a predicted model, not a curated record. Gene Ontology annotation, molecular function: transmembrane signaling receptor activity; acetylcholine-gated monoatomic cation-selective channel activity. Gene Ontology annotation, biological process: chemical synaptic transmission; monoatomic ion transmembrane transport; regulation of membrane potential. Lineage: Eukaryota; Metazoa; Chordata; Actinopteri; Cyprinodontiformes; Fundulidae. The coding region runs from base 348 to 1922 and encodes 524 amino acids. Gene Ontology annotation, cellular component: postsynaptic membrane; neuron projection; synapse.
AAGAGACGCUUCCACUAUGCAUGGCCAACACUGGCCAUUCAGAAAAGCUGCUGCGCUGGGGUGAACUUGCACAGGACCUGCAGGCAACAGUCAGCGGAGCGCCGGGACAGGCUGCUGCAGCGCGGGAGCGGAGCUGAAAAGUCCCGUCAGGCUGGCUCAGAGCGUCGGGGAAUUCCCCCCAAGUGGGUCGCUGUGCAAGUAGAGAGCCAUGAAGGGCACAUUGUUGGGGAAGUUACCCACCCGUGAAGCGCGCAGAGCCCGGCAUGUCCGAGGACGGGAGCGCUAAGGAGCGCAGCUGAGGCGCUUCAUCACCGACAACCUUCCCCGGACCAGAUGGUGCCGUCAACAUGACUCGGACGCUCCUCAUCCUCGCUUACUUCCUUAUGACUUUGCUUCACUGUAGCAAAUGUGCUGACUCAGAGGAACGCUUGAUGAACUGGCUGCUAGGAAAGGAACGCUACAACCCGCUCAUUCGGCCAGCCGUCAACAGGACAGAGAGGGUCACAGUAAAGCUGCAAGUGUCCCUUGCACAACUCAUCAGCGUGAAUGAAAGAGAACAGAUCAUGACCACAAAUGUUUGGCUCACUCAGCACUGGGUUGAUUACAGGUUGUCAUGGGACCCUGCAAAGUAUGAAGGUAUCGACAAGCUUCGUAUUCCCUCCAGGCACAUUUGGCUUCCUGAUAUCGUCUUGUACAACAAUGCUGAUGGAACCUACGAGGUCACCGUCUUCACCAACGCCAUUGUCCUUUUCAAUGGCAGCAUCAACUGGCUUCCACCAGCCAUCUAUAAGAGCGCCUGUAAGAUCGAAGUCAAGCAUUUUCCCUUUGACCAGCAGAACUGUACCCUCAAGUUUCGCUCCUGGACCUACGACCACACAGAAAUUGACCUGAUCUUGAAGUCUGAGGUUGCUAGUAUGGAUGACUUUACACCCAGUGGAGAAUGGGACAUCUUGGCUUUACCAGGCAGACGAACCGUCAACCCUCUGGAUCCUACUUAUGUGGACCUCACAUAUGACUUUAUCAUCAAGAGGAAACCCCUGUUCUACACCAUAAACCUCAUCAUCCCAUGUGUUCUGAUCACCUCACUGGCCAUACUGGUCUUCUACUUGCCUUCGGACUGUGGAGAGAAGAUGACACUUUGCAUUUCUGUCCUCUUGGCUCUCACAGUGUUCCUCCUUUUAAUCUCAAAGAUCGUUCCUCCUACGUCACUGGAUGUACCCCUAAUCGGCAAGUACCUGAUGUUCACCAUGGUGCUUGUGACCUUCUCCAUUAUCACCAGUGUGUGCGUGCUUAAUGUGCACCACCGCUCUCCAAGCACCCAUACAAUGCCGGCCUGGGUCAAGCUGAUAUUCCUCGUCAAACUACCUGCUUUACUCUUCAUGAAACGGCCUCACAACUACUCUGCUCGUCAGAGACUGCGUCAGCAGCGCUGCCUAAGGGCCAGGAGAGCUAUUAUGGGUCUGAGUUACCCGGUCGCCCCCAAAACAGGUUUCAACUUGUCUACUUCUGCCCUGCUUUCCUCUGACUCUGCCUUCUCUACUCCAGGACAUAAAAAUGUUGCUCCUCCAGGGGCACACAGCUACACCAACAGGAUGGAGUCCAUGCGGUCUGGUGAUUACCUUUUCAGCGGCUUCAGUUCCACCCAGGACCUUCAGCAAAGAGGCAACUCUGACUGGGCUGCCGAUGUGCAGGAGGCAGUGAAUGGAGUGCGCUUUGUAGCUGAGCACAUGAUGAGUGACGAUGAUGAUCAAAGUGUAAUAGAAGACUGGAAGUACGUGGCCAUGGUGGUGGACCGUAUGUUCCUGUGGAUCUUUGUCAUAGUGUGUGUGGUGGGCACCCUGGGCUUGUUUCUCCAGCCCGUCUUCCAGCGUCAGAUCGUUCCCAACCAGCAGCCCAUUUCAGAGACUCCUCGCAUACGAUGAGCGUCGAGGGAUGAGGUGCAACACCUGGACCUUAAUUCAAUGCUCUUAGACGCUGCAGUUGUGAGGAGAGCCAGCGAUGUAAAAAUAUUCCAGGUGUUUACUGCAGAGGGACCAUAAGAACUGACCUACUGGACCUCCCAUUCAAAUCUAACAGACAUCACAUCUGAAAGGGUUCAGUCCUGAUCUGUAAACAAAUAAUACAGUACACAGAUAGGACACUGGAUCUACCUGUUAAAAUGCCCUAAUCCAAUUAAGCCACAUUUUAAGG